AUGCCUUUAGUUGUAUUUGGCAGUGGCCUUAAAAAUAAGAGUCAUGUAAAGUUUAAAAGCUUAAGGCACGGUGUAUCAGAAAGAGUAUACAGGCAAUUAAAGCACAGAGAGGGACUUGGAGAGUUGUUACUUCUUGAUAUCAAUGAAUACAAAACCUCCAAGACCUGCAACUCCUGCUUAAAUCAAGACCUACAGAAUCUGAAGUGUGGAGAAGGUGAUGAUAUCAGAAAAAUCCAUCAAGUAUUGAAGUGCAACACUUGCAAUAUUUUUUGGAAUCGGGAUGUAAUGGCCUCCAAGAACAUGCUUCUCACUGCACAUACUAUCUGGAAUGGUCAAGGUCGACCUAGUAUCUUCAAAAAGCAAAUCGCCACUUCCAAUGUGGUUGCCUCGUCCCACUCCGGUGAGGCGCUGGCUUAA
Rhizopus microsporus ATCC 52813 is the source of this 417-nucleotide messenger RNA. RefSeq lists its product as uncharacterized. The coding region runs from base 1 to 417 and encodes 138 amino acids. Lineage: Eukaryota; Fungi; Mucoromycota; Mucoromycetes; Mucorales; Rhizopodaceae. The transcript is spliced from 2 exons. The record is from RefSeq and is a predicted model, not a curated record.